Cheilinus undulatus (humphead wrasse) is the source of this 369-nucleotide messenger RNA. RefSeq names its product preproinsulin (gene ins). The record is from RefSeq and is a predicted model, not a curated record. Lineage: Eukaryota; Metazoa; Chordata; Actinopteri; Labriformes; Labridae. The transcript is spliced from 2 exons. Gene Ontology annotation, molecular function: hormone activity. The coding region runs from base 7 to 369 and encodes 120 amino acids. Gene Ontology annotation, cellular component: extracellular region.
UCCAGUAUGGCAGCUCUGUGGCUCCAGUCCGUGUCUCUGCUGGUCUUACUGGUCGUGUCGUGGCCCGGCACUCAGGCCGCCGCCCCUCCUCAGCACCUGUGCGGCUCUCACCUGGUGGACGCCCUCUACCUGGUGUGUGGGGACCGAGGCUUCUUCUACAACCCCAAGAGAGACGUGGAGCCCUUCAAGGGUUUCCUCCCUCCGAAGGCGGACGGAGCAGCGACAGCGGGUGAGAACGAGGUGGCAGAGUUCGCCUUUAAGGACCUGGCCUUCAAGGAUCAGAUGGAGAUGAUGGUGAAGCGUGGCAUCGUGGAGCAGUGCUGCCACAGACCCUGCAACCUCUUCGACCUGCAGAACUACUGCAACUAG